Jaculus jaculus (lesser Egyptian jerboa) is the source of this 1490-nucleotide messenger RNA. RefSeq names its product dual specificity phosphatase 26 (gene Dusp26). The transcript has 4 exons. The record is from RefSeq and is a predicted model, not a curated record. Gene Ontology annotation, molecular function: protein tyrosine/serine/threonine phosphatase activity; MAP kinase phosphatase activity. Lineage: Eukaryota; Metazoa; Chordata; Mammalia; Rodentia; Dipodidae. Gene Ontology annotation, biological process: protein dephosphorylation; negative regulation of MAPK cascade. The coding region runs from base 190 to 828 and encodes 212 amino acids. Gene Ontology annotation, cellular component: cytoplasm.
GUGUCGCCGGCGCGCCCCGGAGCCUGGCUUCCACGCUGCUGCGAUCCGCCCGCCCACGCUGGCUGCGGCGCCAUGGCGGGACUGCGCGGCCCGGGGACGUGAGAUCCACCGGCGGCAGCGGCUAACUGGUAACUGGCCCCAUCGUCACCACAGCCACAGUGCAGCUGCCACCGUUCCACCACCUUUAAGAUGUGCCCUGGUAACUGGCUCUGGGCCUCCAUGACUUUUAUGGCCCGCUUCUCCCGGAGUAGUUCACGAUCUCCUGUUCGCACUCGAGAGAGCAUGGAGGAGAUGCCCGCUGUUCAGCAUCAUCACUUCCUAAAUGUCUUUGAGUUGGAGAGGCUCCUCUACACAGGAAAGACAGCCUGUAACCACGUUGAUGAAGUCUGGCCAGGCCUCUACCUCGGUGACCAGGACAUGGCCAGCAACCGCCGUGAGCUUUGUCGCCUGGGCAUCACCCAUGUCCUCAAUGCCUCACACAGCAGGUGGCGAGGCACUCCUGAGGCCUACCAGGGACUGGGCAUCCGCUACUUGGGUGUAGAGGCCCACGACUCGCCAGCCUUUGACAUGAGCAUCCACUUCCAGACAGCGGCCGACUUCAUCCACCGGGCACUAAGCCAGCCAGGAGGGAAGAUCCUGGUGCACUGUGCUGUGGGAGUGAGCCGGUCCGCCACGCUGGUGCUGGCCUACCUCAUGCUGUACCACCACUUCACCCUCGUGGAGGCCAUCAGGAAAGUCAAGGACCACCGAGGCAUCAUCCCCAACCGGGGUUUCUUGAGACAACUCCUGGCCCUGGACCGCAGGCUGCGGCAGGGUGUAGACGCAUGAGGGGAGUAGAGGAGAGGGGAAGUCAGGCCAGGCCCAUUGGGUGGGCCCCUGGCUCCCAGCUAGAGAGAAGAGACCCAGAUGGCAGGUCGCAGGAAGGCCAGACAAUCCAUCAUCCCCUGGGGACAGGGGAAUGGAGGCCCCAAGGCCACUGAGGAGGUGGUGGGGAACCAGGUCAGGCAGUGUAUUGGGUGGGUGCCCUGGGAGCUGCUAACCAAAGGAAGCGUUGAAGCUAAAGAUAGAAGUCGGUCCUGCAAUUUGGACACCACUAGAUUACAGCAGGAUUUACCCAGUGAUUCAGAAUCACUUCCCCUCUUUAUACUCAGUGGUCCCCCAUCUCACCAAAACAAGGGCCAUUGUCCUGUGCCUGAGCAGGGAUCAAGGAUGAAGGAUGCAAGUGCCAAUGUGAUGGGGUAGAGGUUGCAGAAAGCAGCUUGGAGACAGACAGUGAUGAGAUCAUGUGAAAGUCACAAAACCAAAGGAAGAAACCCACAGACUGGUUACUCCAAGCCCAGGGAGGCGAGGUCUGUGGAGGUGAGCAUGGUGCCAAUGGAAGCUGCUCAGGGCUAAAGGAGUAACACAGAUGAAUGACUGGGAGUCCUAGGUCAUCCCGUGCUCAUUGGAUCCAGGUGUAUCUGAAGUAAAAAAUAAAGAGAUAGAAAACA